Spirometra erinaceieuropaei is the source of this 881-nucleotide messenger RNA. The record is from the annotation of a GenBank genome assembly. NCBI's taxonomy places the organism in Eukaryota, Metazoa, Platyhelminthes, Cestoda, Diphyllobothriidea, Diphyllobothriidae.
AUGAGCCUCCGCCUGUCUGAUAGGAGAGACAAAUUCCCCACCAUCGUCAGUGUCUACGCCUCCCCCGAUGACCAGCCCGGACAAGGUGAGAGACAAAUUCUACGAAAACCUGCACGCCAUCCUGGCGUCUGUGCUGAAGGCGAAUAAGUUGAUUGUCCUUGGUAACUUCAUUUUCCGCGUCGGCACAGACCAUGCUGCUUGAAGAGGAGCGCUGGGUACCCAUGGUCUCGACGGCUCCAAUGACAAUGGCCUACUCCUCCUACGAACUUGCGCGGAACACCGCCUCAUCCUGACUAACACAUUCUUUCGCCCUCAGACGCGAGAGAAGGCCACGUGGAUGCACUCUCGGUUGCGACACUGGCACCUGCUGGCCGAAGGCGAGACCAGCAGGACGUACUGGUGACAAAGGCGAUCUCGAGUGCGGACGGGUGGACCAAUCAUUGCCUCGCCACCUCCAAGAUGACGAUCCGCCUACAGUCACGCAGGAGACCUCAAAAUAAGGGAUCAUCAGGUAAGUUGGAUACUGUUUUCUUAAGUGUGCCCGCUCCCCAUCUUCAUCCUCCAUUUCAGCUUUUACGCUAGCCAACCUUCCAGUCGCCGCCGACGAGAACGCCUCUGUGAAAAACCGAUGGUCCCAACUGAGGGACACAGCCCAGUCAACGGCCCCGGAUGUCCUCGGCCGCGCACUUCGUCAGGGCCAGGAGUGGUUCGACGACGCUAUCAGCGUCCUAUCUGCCGAGCCUAACCUUCUGCACAAAAUCUACCUAAACCGUCCUACCAAUGACAACAAAACAGCCUUCUACCGUAGUCGCCGCCUUGUGCAACAGCGGCUGCGGGAGAUGCAUGACGCCUGGACGGCUCGCAAGGCCGAGGAGAUCUAA